CGACGUUUUUUCGCGGCGCUCCUGCUCUCCUAUAAAUUAUUGUUCAUCUCCAUCUUCAUCUUCAUCUUCAUUCCGUCGGGGCUGCUGCUGCUGCUGCUGCUGCUGCUGCUUUUCCUUUUCGUUGCCUCCGUCUAAGAUGCCAGAGGAACGCGGCGGGGUGCGAUGUUGCGAACUGGUAACUGACCAGUCUCUGUGGGAUUUAAUAUCAUCUCUAAAUCAGUUCAGUUGAACAUGGAUACACUGGAGUCUGAGCUGACCUGUCCGAUUUGCCUGGAGUUGUUUGAGGAUCCCUUGCUCCUGCCUUGUGCCCACAGCUUAUGCUUCAGUUGCGCACACCGUAUCUUGGUGUCACACUGCUCCACCAACGAGCCCAUUGAGUCCAUCUCUGCCUUCCAGUGUCCCACCUGCCGCUACAUAAUUCCACUUAAUCACCGUGGCCUGGAAGGGCUCAAGCGGAAUGUGACACUGCAGAAUAUCAUUGAUCGAUUCCAGAAGGCAUCUCUAAACAACCCUAACAUUCUUAGUCAAAAUCGACAGGGGCGCCCACACCACAGCAGGCAGGGCAGCCCAGCCAGAGUCAUGUCCUUGGAACGGAUUAGCUGCCAGUUCUGUGAGCAGGACCCACCUAAUGAGGCCGUCAAGACUUGUAUCACCUGUGAAGUGUCAUACUGUGACCGCUGUCUGCGUGCCACGCACCCCAAUAAGAAGCCAUUCACGGGUCAUCGCCUGGUGGAUCCUUUACCUGAUGCACACUUGAGAGGCCUUACUUGUCCAGAGCACGAAAAUGAGAAAGUCAGCAUGUACUGCUCCGUGGACAGCCAGCUUAUCUGCCCUUUGUGUAAGCUUGUGGGACGCCACCGGGAGCAUCAGGUCUCUUCCUUGAAUGAACAAUUCGACAAGCUCAAGGGUUUUGAAGUGAGCCCUGGCAGACUAUCUGACGUGGCUAUCAUGGAAGCAUCAAAGACAAGUAUUGCGCAAACUUUGGAAAACAACCUUACAAACCUUAUUAAGAGGAAUGAAGAGUUGGAGAAUCAAAUGGCCAAACUCAUUCAAAUUUGCCAACAGGUGGAGAUGAACACGGCUAUGCAUGAGGCCAAGUUGAUGGAUGAGUGCGAUGAGCUGGUGGAGAUCAUACGCCAAAGGAAGCAAGUCAUCACUGUCAAGAUUAAGGAGUCCAAGGUGAUGAAGCUGCGCAAGUUGGCCCAGCAGAUAGCCAACUGUCGGCAGUGCCUGGAGCGCUCCAGCGCCCUCAUCACGCAGGCAGAGCAGAGCCUGAAGGAGAACGAUCAUGCCCGCUUCCUGCAGACUGCAAGGAAUAUAGCUGAGAAGGUUGCUAUGGCUACAGCAUCGUCGCAGAUUUUGAUCCCAGAUGUGAAUCUGAACGAUGCCUUUGACACAUUUGCCCUGGAUUUCUCCCGUGAAAAGAAGAUCCUAGAGGGACUAGAUUACCUAACAGCUCCAAGCCCGCCCAGCAUCCGCGAAGAGCUCUGCACUGCUUCCCACGACACAAUUACAGCCCACUGGAGCUCAGAAGAUGAGUUCAGCGUCUCCUCCUAUGAACUGCAAUAUGCCAUCUACACCAACCAAACCAACUUCAUCAAUCUCUACAGCUCAGAGGACAGCUGGAUGAUUGUCCCGAACAUCAAGCAGAACCACUACACAAUCCACGGGCUGCAGAGCGGAACCCGCUAUGUCCUCAUUGUAAAGGCUAUCAAUCAGGCAGGCAGCCGUAGCAGUGAACCGGUGCGGCUCAAGACCAACAGUCAGCCAUUCAAGUUGGAUCCCAAGAUGGCCCACAAGAAGUUACGUCUGUCCAAUGACUUUCUGGCCAUGGAGAAGGAGGAAAGCUCGUUGAAGAAGAGCCACACACCAGAGCGGUUCAGCAGCACGAGCUCCUAUGGGGUGGCGGGAAAUGUGUUCAUCGACAGCGGCUGCCACUACUGGGAGGUGCUGCUGGGAGCAUGUACUUGGUAUGCUGUGGGAAUUGCAUACAAGUCAGCUCCAAAAAACGAAUGGAGCGGAAAAAAUUCCUCAUCAUGGGUGUUCAGCCGCUGCAACAACAACUUCAUGGUGCGGCACAAUGGCAAGGACAUGCUGGUGGAGGCCAGCCUGCAACUUAGGCGCCUGGGUGUGCUGCUAAACUACGACAACAAUGCGCUCUCCUUCUACGACGCCAUGAAUUCCCAACACCUGCACACCUUCGAAAUUUCGUACCUGCUGCCAGUGGUUCCCACCUUCAUGAUCUGGAAUAAGUCUUUGAUGAUCCUAUCCGGCUUGCCCGUGCCGGACUUUGCAGACAGCUCAGAGGGAGAAGUGUGCAUUAGCCGGGAACAUGAGUCACCUUACACACCCGGGAGGAAGAGCUGCCACUGAGGAUUACGCACCGCUGGAAUCCUGUAGACCAGAGUUUAGACUCCAUGGUAAAUUGCACCUGUUUGGUGUUACUCUGUAGGUCAAGAUAACACACUUGCUCAAUCAGUCAUUCAUUCACUAUCAGCAACUGCUUGUCCAAGACAUGGUCACGGUGGUCCAGCGCCUAUCACAGAAGCACAGUGGCCUACAAACCCUGGACAGGAUGCCAGUCCAUUGCUGGGUAAACAUACACACAGUCGCACAUUAAGGACCAUUUUGAGUCACCAGUUCAUCUAAAAUACGUUGGACUGUUCAAGGGAACUCAUGAGGGAGAACACGCAAACUCCAACAGAGGUUGAGCUAGUUUCAAAUCUACGCCCAUACAGUCCAGGCGCGGUGAGGCAGUAGUGUUACCCACUCUCUCCAGGUAGUUCUCC
Scleropages formosus (Asian bonytongue) is the source of this 2789-nucleotide messenger RNA. RefSeq names its product probable E3 ubiquitin-protein ligase MID2. Lineage: Eukaryota; Metazoa; Chordata; Actinopteri; Osteoglossiformes; Osteoglossidae. Gene Ontology annotation, cellular component: microtubule. The record is from RefSeq and is a predicted model, not a curated record. Gene Ontology annotation, biological process: protein localization to microtubule. Gene Ontology annotation, molecular function: microtubule binding; zinc ion binding. Bases 232 to 2373 code for a protein of 713 amino acids. The transcript is spliced from 11 exons.